This is a messenger RNA of Nematolebias whitei (Rio pearlfish), 1739 nucleotides long. Its product is annotated as alcohol dehydrogenase 1. The record is from RefSeq and is a predicted model, not a curated record. Bases 113 to 1249 code for a protein of 378 amino acids. Gene Ontology annotation, biological process: formaldehyde catabolic process. The transcript is spliced from 9 exons. Gene Ontology annotation, molecular function: zinc ion binding; S-(hydroxymethyl)glutathione dehydrogenase [NAD(P)+] activity. NCBI's taxonomy places the organism in Eukaryota, Metazoa, Chordata, Actinopteri, Cyprinodontiformes, Rivulidae. Gene Ontology annotation, cellular component: cytosol.
AUUUCAGUGGUUGUCUAUCAAAGAGUUCUUUCUUUUCUUUCUCCCAUUUUGCUGCAGAAGGCUUCAUUUCUUUACUCUCCUCUAGGUUGUGAUCAAGUGUUUUAGUGUAAAAAUGGCUACAGCUGGAAAGGUAAUUAAAUGUAAAGCAGCAGUGGCCUGGGAGCCCAACAAGCCUCUGGUGAUUGAAGAGAUCGAAGUGGCCCCACCAGAAGACAACGAGGUCCGCAUUAAAAUUGUAUCAACAGCCGUGUGCCACUCUGACCUGUACCACCUUUUGGAGGGCAUGAAUAAAAAGGGCUUUCCAACAGUCCUUGGCCACGAGGCUGCUGGCAUCGUGGAGAGUGUCGGAUCUGGAGUCACAGAAUUUCAGCCAGGAGACAAGGUCAUCCCAAUUUUCCUUUCCCAGUGUAAAGAAUGUUCUCUCUGUAAGAGUCCAAAAACCAACCAGUGUAAAGAGGGAUGGACGAGGGUUUGUCAAGAAUCAAUGUCAGGCGUAGAAACCAGGUUGACCUGUAAGGGGAAGAAGAUCCUGCAGUUUAUGGGAACCAGUACCUUCUCUGAGUACACCGUGAUUGAUCAGAUUGCUGUGGCCAAGAUUGAUCCUGGUGCUCCUUUGGACAAAAUCUGUCUGAUCGGCUGUGGGAUCUGCACUGGCUACGGCGCAGCAGUGAAUACUGCAAAGGUUGAACCAGGCUCCACAUGCGCUGUGUUUGGUCUGGGAGCUGUGGGCUUGGCUGCAGUCAUGGGCUGCAAAGCUGCAGGAGCUAAAAGGAUCAUCGCUGUUGACAUCAAUCCAGAGAAAGCUGAAAAGGCCAAAGCGCUUGGAGCGACUGACUUUGUGAACCCCAAAGAUCACAACAAACCCAUCCAUGAAGUGCUAGCUGAGAUGACCAACGGUGGAGUGGACUUCUCUGUGGAAUGUGUUGGGAAGGUGGAAGUCAUGCGCAGUGCCUUGGAGUCUUGUGUGCCAGCUUGGGGUGUCAGUGUGAUUGUUGGCUGGACGCAAUUGUUUGAAGUUGCUAUCCCACCAGUUCUUCUCAUCUCUGGACGAACUUUGAAGGGCUCCUUGUUUGGAGGGUUUAAGAGCAAAGAUGGUGUGACAGGGAUGGUUAAAGCCUACCUGGAUAAGAAGAUACAUUUGGAUGAGUUCAUCACUCACAACAUGACUUUGGACCAAGUCAAUGAUGCAAUUGAGCUGAUGAAGCACGGCAAAUGCAUCCGGGCUGUCAUGAGUGUCUCACAACAAUAAGACCAAAAGACACUUCAGUUCUUGUAAGAUUUACCCCAAGAUUGUGCAUAGAAGUAUGUGGAGCAUUUACUUAGUUAAUUAUGUGCAGGUGGUGAUUACAAGAUUCUGCAGUGCAUAUAUGAACUAAAACUGAUGUGUUCAUGGAAUAAAAUUAAUCAUCUGAGCAGAUGGUUUCAUAGCAGCUUUGUUUGUUUUCUGUUCUUAUUGGGUUUUAUGUCCACAGCUCUGUCUGCAGUGACACUUAAUGCAAUAUUAAAUUAUGUCUUACGUGUCCGUUCGGUUUACACAGGCCAGACUAUUUGUCUGUGUUUGUUUAACUUGGUGGUUAUUCAGUAUCUCUACUUGGAUGGAAUUCAGCAUUUCGUUCCCAGCAGACCUUCUGUCUGUUUUUAUUAAACUUUGUGUUUUUAAUAAUGAAACUAUUAAAAGGAAACAAAAUGAAAUUGUAUACUUCUGUAUAAUAACAGUCACUUUGCCCCCAGAGUUUAGC